Molecule: messenger RNA, 4683 nt
Organism: Alexandromys fortis (reed vole)
Lineage: Eukaryota; Metazoa; Chordata; Mammalia; Rodentia; Cricetidae
Product: 2'-5'-oligoadenylate synthase 2-like
Exons: 11
Coding region: 223-2463 (746 amino acids)
Biological process (GO): defense response to virus; regulation of ribonuclease activity; negative regulation of viral genome replication
Cellular component (GO): cytosol; nucleoplasm; membrane
Molecular function (GO): double-stranded RNA binding; 2'-5'-oligoadenylate synthetase activity
Source: RefSeq, a predicted model, not a curated record
GAGAGGCUGGCUAGCAGGAAGUUCCCCAUGCAGCUGCUGGGCAGUGACUCCCACACUUGGGUUUCGAUUUCCUAGGCAAGGCUGUGAUGGAGGAGGGGCAGCGAGUUCGGACUCCACUUCCUCUAUGGAGUCACACCCCCCUGUAGUGGGGCAGAAUCUCCAGACCUGACCUACAGGGCCAUCCCUCUGCCAUUACAGCAUUCCUGAGGCCAGCUAGCAACUAUGGGAAACUGGCUGGUUGGCGAGUCAUCUGCCGGGCCAUCUGGGGGAUCAUUUGGGGAGCCAUCAGCGGGACCAUCCUGGAGAUCAUCCGAUGGGUUAUCCGGCGGGUGGCCUGACUUGCACGCAGUGCCAGCAUACAGGCUAAAAGACUUUAUCCACGCAAAACUCAAACCCAGUGAAGAAUGCCUGAAACGGAUAGACCAGGACGUGGAUGCCAUCUCUGACUUCCUGUGGAGCAGUGAGCUCCCUGUGCGGGGAGUGGCUAAGGGUGGCUCCUAUGGUCGGGAAACAGUCCUAAGAGGCUACUCAGAUGGCACCCUUGUUCUCUUUAUGGGUGGCUUCCGUAGCUUUCGGGAUCAGAAGGAAAACCAACGUGGACUCCUCAGUGUGAUUGAACAACGGCUGAAACACCACAAGAAAUACUCUAUGUCAGUGAGCCUUGGGCACACCCUUGAAGUUCUACUGUCCGUACAUGGGCAGAAGAUACUCUUGCAGAUCCUUCCAGCCUUUGAUCCUCUAUCUCCAGCUGACUCAGACCACCAUCAGAGUCGAGCAUCCUGCUGCUCUCUGUCAGCAGGCUUUGGUGAGGACUCCAGCUCCCGGAUCUAUCGGGAUCUCAAAAGUACCAUGGAUAAAGUAAGAGCAGCGCCCGGCGAGUUUGCAGCCUGCUUCACCACGUUGCAGCAGCGGUUCUUCCAGCGGUAUCCCAGGAGAGUGAAGGAGCUGGUCCUGUUGGUAAAGCACUGGUAUCAGGAGUGCCAGGAGAAGAGGAUGACUUCCCCAUCUCGGCGGUUCUCCUACGCCCUGGAGUUGCUCACUGUGUAUGCCUGGGAACAGGGCUGCCAAAAUGAGGACUUUGACAUGGCAGAAGGUGUCAGGACCGUGCUGGGACUCAUCAAGCAGUCGUCAGAGCUGUGUGUCUACUGGAUAGUCAAUUACGGCUUCGAUGAUGUAACAGUUCGCAAUACUCUUCUGUGCCAACUCAGGUCCCAAAGACCCAUCAUCUUGGACCCAACUGACCCAACCAAUAAUGUGGGCAAAGACGGCUCCUGGGAGCUGCUGACAGAGGCGGCUCAGGCCUGGCUGGACUCUCCCAGCCUGAAUGAUAUGUCACCUGCACAAUGCUGGAAUGUUCUGCCCACAUCACUCUUCAUCACCCCAAGCCAUUUACUGGACACGUUCAUCAAAGACUUCCUCCAGCCCAAUGAAAAGUUCUUGAAGCAGAUCAGAAAAGCUGUUAACAUCAUCUGUGAAUUCCUCAAAAACAACUGCUUCAAGGACUCAAGCACCAAAGUGCUGAAGGCCGUCAAGGGAGGAUCCACUGCCAAAGGCACGGCUCUGAAGAAUGGAUCGGAUGCUGAUAUCGUAGUGUUUCUCAGCCCCCUGAAGAGUUACGACUCCCAAAACAAGGAGCGUGCAAUGUUUGUCCAGGAAAUCCAGAGGCAAUUAGAAGUCUUCCGAAAGACCCAGGAGCUGGAGGUGAAGUUUGAGAUUUCAGAGUGGACGGCCCCCAGGGUGCUGAGCUUCACCUUGAAAUCCAGGAGUCUCAACGAAAGUGUUGACUUUGAUGUCCUGCCCGCCUAUGAUGCACUAGGUCAGCUGCAUCCUGGCUUCACCUCCAGACCCAAAGCCUACAAGGAUCUCAUUGCGUUAUGUAAAUCAUCAGGCAUCAAGGGGGGAGAGUUUUCCACGUGUUUUACAGAGCUACAGUGCAAGUUCAUUAUACUCCGACCCACCAAACUGAAGAAUCUGAUUCGCUUGGUCAAGCACUGGUACAAACAGUGUGAAAGGAAAAUGAAGCCAAAAGCAUCCUUGCCCCCAAAGUACGCCCUGGAGCUUCUCACGGUGUACGCCUGGGAGCAGGGCAGCGGCAUGGAGAAAUUUGACACUGCCGAAGGCUUCCGGACAGUCCUGGACCUGGUCAUCAAAUACCAGCAGCUCUGCAUCUUCUGGACAGUCAACUACAACUUCGAAGAUGAGCCGAUAAGGACGUUCCUACUGACCCAGAUCCAGAAAAAGAGACCAGUAAUCCUGGAUCCAGCUGAUCCCACAGGCGACGUGGGAGGAGGUGACCGCUGGUGUUGGCAUCUUCUGGCCAAAGAAGCAAAUGAGUGGCUCUCCUCCCUCUGUUUUGAACUGCAAAGUGGAGACUCGUGGCAGAGAGUGCAGCCGUGGAAAGUGCCAGUGGUACAGACCCCAGGAAGCUGUGGAGCUCAUAUCUACCCCACUGUGGGUAUCUGAGUUGGAGUCCAUCUCUGGGAUGAAAAUGCUAGAUGAAGCCUCUAGAGUCGACUGACCAUUGAUUUAAAGACUCAAGCCAUGUUACAGAAGGGAGCGGGUCCAGUCCUCCCUGGCUGGUCCCCACCUCUCUCCUGCACUCCCAGACAACUCUGCUUGAAAUCAAGACUUCAGAUCUGCUCCCCCUCCCACCCCAGGAUCUUACAUUGUGGACACCCCUCUGUGCAAGUGACCUUCAGAGAUGCUUGCCCCCAAGCAGCGUGCUGUGUUCCCAUUCUAUAUGUUUUUUCCCUGUUUCCUUCUCUACACGCCUCUCUUCAGCUCUGGACUCACCCUGUGUCGCCAAGGUUGAGCCCCUCCCUUGCCCUUCAUUUCCAGCAGUCCCAGUUAGCUCUCAGUAUCUCGCUGCCUCUUUGCUGAGCUUUUCCCUCCAUCCACAGGCCUUUCCUGCCUGUGUGUCCAGAGGUGUCCAGCCCAGCAGCCAGCCAACCCUCUCCCUCCACCCCUGCUGCUAAAAUCUCUUGGGGAAAUGUAAACAACGCGUACUGUUGUAAUAUGAGCUUCCUCCAUCAAUGUAGCCCUCCUCCUAAGGUCCCAGGACAAACCAGGGUCUGAGGAACCAAGGAAUUCUUUGGGCUUACCUGCAGCAUGUGGGUGAGGGGUCAUGGGCGGGGCUGAGGUGACUCUAACUCAGCUACACUGGAAUGUCCUCACCCACCAUGAAUGGUGGCUUCCCCAGGGCUGCCUAGAGGGCACCCUGUCCCCCCAUCUUUCCCCUUAUAUCUUCUAACCCCUCCCAGAGACCACGUGUAAAUAGGGCAGAGUAGCAUACAGCUGGUUGGAACUGGUUGCUGAAGUAAGAGUCCUUAACCUUUCCACACCCCUCUUCCAAGGGGGAAGACGUACAGUCAGCAGACCCAGUUGUGAUGUUCUUGGAUGGGCCAGCUCAGGUCGACUCCUGAAGAUGGUGGUAGUUUGUCUCGGAGGGUAGUUCUUUACAAAGCUUCACACCAAGGGUGGUUGAUACCUCCUGCCUUAGCCUUGAGAGCUGCCCUUACCUUUGUGACUGCCCAGGGCCCUCACCCCAGUGUUUCAACUCCAUUGAUGCAUAAGGGCUUAGCCCUAUGCAUCCUAGCGCAAAGGUUGUCCCUUCUCUCCCUGGCUCUGUCACACUGAGGACCGUGCCGGCCCCUGUACCACUUCUCAUCAUAGAACCGCAGCACCCAGGGAGUUUACUUUAAUUAGUAGGUUAUGUAGGGGAAAGGGGAAAAGAGCAAAGAGAGAGAGGCGGGGGUGGGGGGGGAGGGGAGGGAGGAGAGAAGUGGGGAGAAGGGAGAGACAGGAAACACCUCUUCAAGAGAGAGAGAAAGGACCCAGGCUGGAAGCUGAAGAUCAGCUUGCCCAGAAGAUGGGGGGGCGGCAGAAGGGGGGGAGUGGGCAUGGCUUGUCUCUUAAAGGGACUGAGCAGACCAUUACACUUAGAGCAGUUUCUUAACCUCUGGGUCAUGACCCUUUGAGGUCAAAAGACCUUUUUACAGGAGUAGCCUAGGGUCACCUGCACGUCGGGCAUUACAUGACAAUGCAUCAUAAAAAAUAAAAACUAUUGGUUUAGAAAAUGUCUCUCCUUACUUAAAGCCCAUUCAAGUUAAAAAAAAAAACUGGUUUAAAGAUAUGUGUCUAACCUCCUUGUUUUUGCUAAUAUUGUUGAGCUGUAACUAUUUUGGUAAACUGAGUCAUACAAGAAACUUUUAUCCUAUAAUUAUACACUGUAGAAGGAUCAGGAAAAUUCCCAGUCCCUUUGUAGACUAUGUUUAUAAAUUCAAAGUCUUAUCUUGAUACUGAAAGAGCUUUAAUUCAGAAAUUGUUAUUUUAAUUAUAGAUAGUUAAAGAUGAUUAAGCCUUGAGAUGACCAAAACUAUACUUAUAAAUCAUGCUAAGUACUAAUGUAAUCAAGUACAGGAAAAAUUUAUCUAACCUCUCAAAUGUUUUCAAGGUAUGUUGCGGGAGGUCCUUCCGCCCCUCCAACCAAUAGCUGCUGUGAUACCAGCCCAUUGGGGCGUGGUCUCUCUCCCUUUAAAAAAGCGGCUAUUUCCUCUGCUCGCUCUCUUCACUUCCGGCUCAGCCGGAGACUAGACUCCCUUCCUGGUUGUGCAGAUGGCUGUUGUCUGGGACGGUGAUCUGUAAGUUUUCCCCUUUAAAUAAAUAACACCCUAUUAAUCAUAA